GAACAGGGGCACGGUGGCGAAACGUGAUGGCGGCCGAGGUUAAUGCGGCUACUGUCCAUCUAUAUUUGACCUGCAUAUUGGCCUAGCCCCCGACACCCUCAACCAUUUGUGGCGGGCGGCUGGCCGAUCUGAAUCUUGCUUCUGGAGCACGCGGUUGUCCUUACCCCACAGACGAUCAUCUUCAGGGCGGUCGAGAAGCGCAGUGCGUGGUUUCGACCGGUGGCGACUUAUACAGCCAAACCCCAGCACAGCACUCAACCGCGUCUGGCAACCACCGCCAAGAGAAUCAUUCCCCACACCAUCUCGUCUGGGUGCCCCUGGCUCACCGGGACUACCACCAUGAAUGCAGCUAGCGCGACCCCAUUACGGAAGGCCGUGUUUUGACCCGGCGGAAGGAGGGCAUCUGCCGGGCACAAAAAGGCGACAAAAGGUGCGGAAAAGGGCCGGCUGGGGGCUGGCCCGCUGCAGGAGGCAUGGGGUGACUGUACUGUGUAAAAACACAAAAACCUUGAAGUGUUCCUACCCAGUUCCUGCCCAGUUCCUACUCGGUUCCGGUGCUGGUUAGCCCGAUAACUGUUGGGUCGCCAGACUACCGACGCUGCUGAGCCUCACAAAAAGCACUCCUGGCGAGCCAGCGAGCAGGACGUCUCUCCUACCCCCGGGCGCUUGUCCUCGAGAUCGACCACACGCCAUCCGUCACCCGUCAGCAGCCUCGGACAGACCAAGCACCAUGGCUGCGCUGUCGCCCGACCCCAAUGUGCCGUCAGUACUCCCGGGAAUCCCCGGAUACGAUCAGCAGAAUGUCCAACCGUGGACUGUCCAAGUUGUCGUCUCCGUCACCAUCCUCGCCGCCGUGUCGGUCGCGCUGAGGAUCUGGAGUCGACACCUCAAAGGCCAGAAGCUGUGGUGGGACGACUACAUGAUCAUCUUUUCCAUGGUGUGGAACUUGCUCGUCGUCGGCUUCAUAUUCGCCAUGUACUCUCAGGGGAUGGGGCUCCACGCGGACAAGGUUGGCGUGGACAGAAUCGUCAUGAUGGCCAAGUACCUCGUCGUGGCCGAGAUCCUGUACGCCUGGAACCUGGGCUGGAGCAAGCUGUCGCUCCUGCUCAUGUACUACCGCAUCUUCCACGUUCCCUUCUUCAAGAGGGUCGCCUGGGCCGUCGGGGCCUUUGUCAUGGCCUGGGUGGUCUGCAUCUCCUUCCUGUUCAUCUUCAUCUGCGUGCCGGUCGAGAAGCUCUGGUACCCGGAUCUGCCAGGCCACUGUAUCGACCAGGUCGGGACAUGGAUCGCGAACGCCGCGUCGACGCUCCUCACCGACAUGGUCAUCCUGCUGCUGCCGGCGCCGCAGGUCUGGCGGUUGCAGCUGCGGCUGGCCGAGAAGAUCGCCCUGACUUUCGCCUUUGGUCUUGGCUUCUUCGUCGUCUUUGUCUCGGCCUACCGCACGAGCGUGCUCUUCACAUACUCCAACAACGACCCCAGCUACACCCUGGCCCCGACUGUGGGCUGGACCGCCAUCGAGAUCUCGGCCGGCAUCGUUUCGGCGUGCCUGCCAACACUCCGGCCGGUGAUACAGCUGCUGGCGCGCGCGAUCGGCAUCACGGGCAGUCUCGGAGGCUUCUUCCGGGGCGCGACGCGCGGGACGCACGGCAGCGGCAGCAGGGACGACGCCUACUCCAAGGGCACCGGCACGCCGGCCCCGGGCAGCCGCCUGGACCACAAGUCGCACACGACCAGCAACACACUGGCGACAACUUCGGGCGAGGACGACGAAGACGAGUUCAGCGGCAGCAACACCUCGGCGCCCAAGGCCCGCCGCAUCCCCAGCUUCAAGUCACCCUUCCAGCGGCUACCGGACGAGCAGAGCGAGGCCGAGGUCGGCUACGGUGCGAACAAGGCGUCGGGCAUGGGCGGCAACCAGGCGACGAAGCCGUCCGACGCGGCGCUCAGGCCCGACGUGACCGGGUUUGCCUUUACCGUUUCCAGCCAGGGCGAGGCCGGAGCCAAGUCAGAGAGGAGCGACGAUAGCGGCGACGAGAUCCCGCUGCAAGGAAUCAAGGUGCAGAGGACGUAUAUGAGCUCCGGUUGAGGAGGCUCAGUGGGGGGUUCUGGCAGAGGGUUAGAGUAAUGUGCUCAGAUAGACGUAAAAGCGGGAGGAGGCAAGAGCAAAGAAACAGAAACAAAUACAGCAUCCACUGGUGAGUAUCCACCGAUAAAUACAGCUAGACUACUGAUCACGAAUCGUGCACAUGGGGAAUCCCCGACAUCUUGACCCUGUCAAUUCGUGUUUGUGGGAGAAAUGGCCGUGCGCUG
Messenger RNA from Gaeumannomyces tritici R3-111a-1, 2310 nucleotides. RefSeq lists its product as hypothetical. The transcript has 3 exons. Lineage: Eukaryota; Fungi; Ascomycota; Sordariomycetes; Magnaporthales; Magnaporthaceae. The coding region runs from base 731 to 2086 and encodes 451 amino acids. The record is from RefSeq and is a predicted model, not a curated record.